GAAAUGGCUUUUAUUUCAACCUUUGUCAUUUCCAUGUUAUUUAGUCAACUAGUUUUUGUGUGUCAUUGCAAUCCAACUUGUAAAUUAGGAUACCCAAUAGAUGAAAUCCCAGUGUACAAAGAAGACAGAUACUAUGUGCAUUUUGCACAAAACUUGGAGUUUUUGGAAGCAGAAUAUUUUCUAUGGUCUUCCUAUGGAUAUGGUCUUGAUGUAAUGGAACCAUGUUUAACCAAGGGAGGACCCCCUCCGAUUGGUGGCCAAAAGGCAAAUCUUGAUCCAUUCACACUCAAUAUUAUCAAGGAAUUUGCCAAUGAAGAAAUUGGUCAUCUAAGGGCAAUUGACUCAAUAAUGGGCAGCAUUACUAGACCUUUGCUGAAUCUUACCUCUGAAAAUUUUGAAAAAAUAUUUGAUGAAGCAUUUGGAUACAAUUUGGAGCCCCCAUUUGAUCCUUAUAGGGAUAGCUUGCAUUACAUGCUAUCUUGUUAUAUUAUACCAUAUGUUGGUAUGACUGGCUAUGUUGGUAUGAAUCCCAACCUCAAAGGCUAUGCCUCAAAACGUCUUGUGGCAGGACUAUUGGGAACGGAAGCUCAACAAGAUGCAAUUAUUCGUAUAUACCUUUAUGAGAGAGCUAAUGAAGUAGUAUAUCCUUAUGGAUAUACUGUGGUUGAUUUCACGGCUCGAAUCUCAAAUUUGAGAAACCAAUUAGGAAAGUGUGGAAUCAAAGAUGAAGGCAUUAUAGUUCCGUGUGAACUUGGAGCUGAAAAUCGAACGGAAACUAACGUAAUAUCUGCUAAUUAUUAUUCCCUCGCGUACUCUAGAACUCCACCUGAGAUUCUAAGGAUCGUGUACACAACUAGCGAUGAACAUAUACCUGGUGGAUUCUAUCCCGAUGGUGCUAAUGGGAAAAUUGCAAGAGAAUUCCUCAAAGAGCCAUGA
Molecule: messenger RNA, 936 nt
Organism: Solanum stenotomum
Lineage: Eukaryota; Viridiplantae; Streptophyta; Magnoliopsida; Solanales; Solanaceae
Product: desiccation-related protein PCC13-62-like
Exons: 3
Coding region: 4-936 (310 amino acids)
Source: RefSeq, a predicted model, not a curated record